Messenger RNA from Clonostachys rhizophaga, 1383 nucleotides. The record is from the annotation of a GenBank genome assembly. Lineage: Eukaryota; Fungi; Ascomycota; Sordariomycetes; Hypocreales; Bionectriaceae.
AUGUCCACACCAAUUCCCCAGCCAAAGCCUCUCCCCAUUGUGGGAAACCUCUUUGACAUCAAGGCGAGCAAUACAUGGGCCUCCCUCAAGAAGCUCGCAGAGGCACAUGGAGAGAUCUUCCAGGUCAAGAUCCUCGGCCGCACCAUUGUCUUCGUCGCCGGUGCAAAUCUGGCCGAGGAGAUCUGCGACGAGAAGCGAUUCAGAAAGCUCGUCAGCAGUCCCAUCAUCGAGAUCCGUGCUGCCGUGCACGAUGCCCUCUUCACAGCCUUCCACCACGAGGAGAGCUGGGGCAUCGCGCAUCGCAUCAUCGCCCCCAAGCUCUCGCCCCAGACCAUGCCUGACCACUUCUACGAGAUGCGGGACAUCACUGCCGAGCUCGUGCAGCAGUGGAAGGACCUCGGAUCCAAUAACACCAUCACCCUCGUCGAGCAGCUGAACCGACUGAACCUCGAAGCCACCGCCUACACCCUCUACGGCACUCGCCUCGAUGGCCUCAAGGGCCCUGCCCACCCGAUGCUACAAGCCAUGGAGGACUCGACCUCCGAGGCCGUCCAGCGUCCCACCCGGCCUGGAAUUCUGAACUGGCUUCUCCACGGAAGCAAGUUCAAGAAGUCAUGCGCCACCAUGCGCAAGUUCGCCGCCGACGUGGUGGAGGAGCGAAAGAAGAACCCUACCGACCGCCAGGACCUCCUGGCCGCCAUGAUGAACCAUAAAGAUCCCGAGACGGGCAAGCCCCUCACCGACUCCCAGGUCAUCGACGAGAUCAUCUCCAUGCCCAUCGGGAGCAGCACCGCCCCCUGCACCAUCACCAGCAUCGUCUACUACCUCCUCAAGAACCCCUCCGUCAUCGACGCCGCCCGCCAGGAGAUUGACUCGGUCCUCGGCGACGGCGACUUCAGGUUCGAGCACCUCGAGCAGCUAAAGUACGUCGAGGGCGUCGUCCGCGAGGGUCUCCGCCUCGGCAACCCUGCCCCGGGGUUCAACAUCGAGCCCAUCCCCAGCGACGACAAGAAGCCCAUCCUCCUCGGCGGCGGCAAGUACGAGGUCGCACACAACCAGGCCCUCAUCCUCGUCCUCUCGGGCGUCAACCGCGACCCGGCCCUGUUCGAGGAUCCGCUCACAUUUAAGCCGGAGCGCAUGAUGGGCGACUCGUUCGCCAAGCUCCCCAAGGCCGCGACCCGGUGGUUCGGCAACGGCAAGAGGGAGUGCAUUGGCAAGCACUACGCCUGGCAGUGGCUUGUGCAGACGACGGCGCAGCUCCUCAGGGAGGUUGACUUUGAGCAGGUCGACCCCCACUAUGACGUCGAGAAGGCCGGCAUGGACGGUUGGUUCAAUGUGCGGCCCAUUGGGUAUCAGGUCAGGGUCAAGUCGAGGGUCUUCUAG